This is a messenger RNA of Hyposmocoma kahamanoa, 3644 nucleotides long. It is a transcript of the gene Tsp, whose product is annotated as cartilage oligomeric matrix protein. The transcript is spliced from 21 exons. Lineage: Eukaryota; Metazoa; Arthropoda; Insecta; Lepidoptera; Cosmopterigidae. Gene Ontology annotation, cellular component: extracellular region. The record is from RefSeq and is a predicted model, not a curated record. Gene Ontology annotation, biological process: cell adhesion. Gene Ontology annotation, molecular function: calcium ion binding. Bases 138 to 3542 code for a protein of 1134 amino acids.
CUCCUUUACGACAGAAUCAGUCGAGAAGCGCGCGAGCAGUCCGCGCACGCGCUCUGUGCUUUGAAAGUUCAUAUCCGGUGCGUGAAAACUUUGCGCGGGAAAAUUGUUGACGAGUGUUGAAUAAUUGACGCGGUAUCAUGGCACUAGCCAUGUGCGCGCGCGCACUCGCGCUUCUCGUCUUGGUGGCAGGAACCCACUCUCUCACCUUGGACGAAGAAGCGACCAACAACUUGAUAUCGGCAGCAGGUACAGUUCCAGAAGGUGGAGCGAUUGCUAUUCUAAUCAGAGGCCCUCACGGCAAAAGCGCUCGUAGGGAAGAACUGUUCCACGCAAAAGGAACUGACGAUGCUUCAUUCUCACUCUUUUAUAACCGGAAAAGCAACAAGGUGACUUUGGAGAGUCUACACGGUGGUCAUCUGAAAUCUGUCUCCUGGAGUCUGAGUACACAUUCUCAUGCAACUCUACUCCUAAUAGUAGCGUCAACUAGAGUACAACUGUUCAUUGGCUGCAGAGCUCUUCAUUGGCAUGCUAUGCCAUCUACGCACAAUUUGCUGACCUUGCUAGCCAGUCAAAAGCUUCAAUUGUAUCACGAAGAAAGUGCACCAGUAGAAAUCUAUGGCAACCAAAAGGCAGCUUUAAACUAUCUACGUUGUAAUACUGAAGACUCCCUAAGACCACCAACACUUGUGUCAGUUGAUGAUGAUGUAGUCGAAGUUAAAGACUUCAUGGCCAAAGAGGGUAGGAGAAAAAGAGAGGAACAAAUGCAAGGCGAUGAUUACAGGACGAAUUAUAUUGAUGAAAAUGUUGUUGGUAUUGACCAAUCGACACAGAGAGGUGAUAUACCUGCUACUGGAAUAGAGAUGUGUGAUGAUGGCGUGGUCCGUGAAUUGCAGCUUCUGCGUCAGACUAUAGAGCUUCUUCGACGCGAGAUCGGCGAUCAGAAAGGCACUAUAGACAACUUGCGAGCGCAACUCCGUCAAUGUUGCUACAAGCCAAUCACACCUGCACCCCCUCCAAAGGAACGAUGCACAUCAUCUUCCUGCUACCCUGGUGUGGAAUGCCACGAGACGACAUCAGGAAUCCAAUGCGGGGCUUGUCCACGUGGAAUGGAAGGCGAUGGACGACGAUGCGAGCCAAUCACUUGCGAUAGAAGACCUUGCUCUGGAGUGGAGCAAUGUAUAGAUACGGACCGUGGUUACCGUUGCGAAAGAUGUCCUGGCAGACAGACGAGUGACGGUCAAACGUGCUAUUCUGCUUGUAGAUCUAACCCUUGCUUUGGUGGUCGUGUUCAAUGCGAGGACUUACCCGACGGCUCUUACCGAUGUGGACCGUGCCCAAGCGGCUAUCAGGGUAAUGGCGAGCAAUGUUACAGAGUUAGCCUAUGUCGUCCUGAUUCUUGCUUCCCAGGUGUGGAAUGUCAUGAAACGGAAUCUGGACCUCGAUGUGGCAGAUGCCCUAGUGGAUAUUAUGGCAACGGGCAAGAGUGCGUCCAUAUUUGUGACAAUCAGAAACCUUGUGGUAGUAGGCCUUGUAGACCCAUUAGUUCCAGUCCGUUUUACAAAUGCGAAGGUUGUUCUGCGGGACAGGAAUUGAGAGGUGACAGGUGUGUGAGUGUAGAUCAAUGUGAUCUAUACAAUCCUUGCGACGAAUUGGUGUCUUGUCGUAACGUGGAAGGCGGGUUUGUCUGUGGCCCUUGUCCAGCUGGGUACGAAGGUAGCAGCGGUUGGAGCGGAUCAGGCAACACGGGUCAAAGAGAGCAUUGUCAUGAUGUAGAUGAGUGCGCUAGAGGAGUCCAAUGUCCAAGGGGAAGAAGCUGUGUUAAUACUCCUGGUUCAUACAACUGCGUGCCAUGUGGCAGUGGGUACUACGGGAUGAAUAUAACGGGAGGCACAUGCCUUAUAGCUGAGGACUUGGUGAAGCGUUGUGAUCCUUCUUACUGUGCUCGAUUCCAUGCCAUCUGUAGUUACGGAGUGAAGUGUGUUUGUGCGACUGGUUGGGCAGGCAAUGGUACAGUUUGUGGUCAAGACACAGACCUGGACGGGUACCCGGACCAUCAACUGCCGUGCAAUGAACGUCAUUGUAAAGCUGACAACUGUCCCGACGUCUCCAAUUCGGGACAAGAAGACGCUGAUAGAGAUGGGUUGGGAGACUCAUGUGAUCCUGAUGCUGAUGGUGACGGUAUUGCGAAUAACCCAGACAACUGUCCCCUGACUCCAAAUCCCGACCAAGCGGACCGCGACGAAGACAGACGCGACAACCGAGGCGACGCUUGCGACAAUUGCCCCUACAGAUACAACCCUGGGCAGGAGGAUACAGAUGGAGACGGCCAGGGUGACGUUUGUGACCCUGAUAUUGAUGAUGACGGGAUUCCAAACGAACACGACAACUGUCCAAGCAAGGCCAAUCGCCACCAAGAGGAUAUGGAUGGCGACUACAUUGGCGAUGUUUGUGACAAUUGUCCCAGGGUUCGCAACCCGUCUCAGGAGGAUGCAGACAAGGACAACGUUGGAGACGCUUGUGACAGCGAUGUCGAUAGAGACCAGGAUGGUAUUCAAGACGGCAUAGACAACUGUCCUAAUGUAGCGAACAGUGAUCAGCAAGAUGUGGACAACGAUGGUCGUGGUGAUGUAUGUGACGACGACGACGACGGAGACGGCAUUCCUGACGAAAUGGACAAUUGCCCUAUUGUCCACAAUCCUGACCAGGCCGACUCUAAUGGUGACGGCAUAGGCGACGCUUGCGACAACGACCACGACGGUGAUACUGUGAUUAACGAACUUGACAACUGUCCUAACAACUCCAAGAUAUAUCGCACGGAUUUCAGGGAAUACAUGACAGUUCGUCUCGAUCCCGAAGGCGAAUCCCAACAAGAUCCGAACUGGGAGAUCUAUAACGAAGGAGCUGAAGUUCGUCAAACACUCAAUUCUGAUCCUGGUCUGGCCGUUGGGUUCGAGAGCUUCGGUGGAGUUGACUUCGAAGGAACCUUGUUUGUUGAUACUCCGAUUGACGAUGAUUAUGUUGGGUUCAUUUUCGGUUAUCAGAACAACAAGCGUUUUUACGUGGUGAUGUGGAAGAAAAACACACAGACGUACUGGCAGACGACGCCAUUUAGAGCCGUCGCUGAGCCAGGCAUUCAAUUGAAGCUGGUUAACUCGAAGACCGGGCCAGGGAAGAUAUUGAGGAACGCGCUUUGGAAUACUGAGUCUACGCAAGAUCAGGUCACACUUCUCUGGAAAGAUCCUCGUAACGUAGGCUGGCGUGAGAAGACAGCUUACCGGUGGCGCUUGCUCCACCGUCCAAAAAUCGGUCUUAUUCGUCUCAAGAUCUACGAAGGUUCUCGCCAGGUGGCUGACAGUGGCAAUGUCUAUGACUUUACACUGAAGGGUGGAAGAUUGGGUGUCUUCUGUUUCUCUCAGGAGAUGAUUAUUUGGUCGAAACUGGAGUAUAGAUGUAACGACAAAAUACCAACGAACAUAGUAUCAGAAUUGUUACCGCGAGAUCUCAAAAAGGUCGACGUUGAUAACGGCUUCGUCUUCGUGUAGUAUAAAUGCAUUGAAUAAAACUCGAUUUCUGCGGUUUCGCUACCAAAAUCGUGUAAAUACUGCCUUUAUGAAUUUAAUUGAGUAAUUUAUGUAUUUCUUGCU